Messenger RNA from Salvia splendens (bonfire salvia), 696 nucleotides. RefSeq names its product miltiradiene synthase KSL1, chloroplastic. The record is from RefSeq and is a predicted model, not a curated record. NCBI's taxonomy places the organism in Eukaryota, Viridiplantae, Streptophyta, Magnoliopsida, Lamiales, Lamiaceae. The transcript is spliced from 4 exons. Bases 88 to 426 code for a protein of 112 amino acids. Gene Ontology annotation, molecular function: terpene synthase activity.
UGAUUAUAGUACUAGCUAGAAAUUUCACUUGCUUUCAACACCAACACCAGUAUUGAUACUUUCUCAACCAAUAGAGUACUUUUGAGCAUGAGAGAACAUUUUCCACGUCAUCCAUUCCUCAAAUCUCCGGCGACCGCGGCUUGUAAGUCAUCCGUUAAUGCCGUUUGCAGCCUCGCUAUGCCAACGUUUUUCUCACAGGACAUGAUGAUGGGAAAAAUAAAAGACAAUUGUUCAAGGCAAAGGAAGGCGGUCGCAGCUAUUCAGCCCGUGGCGGAUAUAGCCUCAAGCCUAUGUAUAGUUGACACACUCCAGAGGUUGGGUGUCGACCGCUACUUCCAAUCCGAUAUCGACGAAAUUCUAGAGGAACCAUACAGAGGAACGCAAGGAAAAUACAGGAAACACUGUGAGUCUUCUCCUAGCAGCUAACAAAGAUGAUAGCAGCUUUACUGAAGAAGAAGCCAUUAAAAAUGCAAAAGAAAUGGCAACAGAAGACAACUGCUGCAGAGAUUGUGUAUAAAAAUGGAACCAUUUUCCCAAGAAAAUGCAGAGAUAUGUUUUUGAAGGUAUUCAGAAUUGGGUGUUAUUUGCAUGCCAGCGGUGAUGAAUUCACAUCUCCAGACCAUAUGAAAUCAAUAUUGGUUUAUCAUACCUGAGUAUUUUAUUUGCUCUACCCAAAUUAAAAUAAAUACUACUAAU